AUGAUCGAGUCCAUCCACUCCGACCACGACCACGAACCCGAACCGUCAUCACCAACAUCAGCUAUUACACCAACCCAACCCUUACCUCCUCAGCAACUACCACCCUCGGAGGAACCCCUCUUCAUUCACCCCGACCCCUUCCGCCCCAACAGCUUCUUCCUCGGCCGCACCGAUGAGCUCCGCGGCCUCCACGAGAUGCUCCAAGACCGGAAACGCCGCUCAGAGGGAACCUCCGCUGUCCUCAUCUCGUGCCUCCCCGGCGGAGGCAAAACCCACCUCGCCCGCCAAUAUGUCUUUACCCACCUCCUCGACUACCCCGGUGGCAUCUUCUGGAUACGCGCCAAAUCAAAGCAAGAGAUUGAACAGAUGUUUUGGCGGAUAGCCAAGACUAACUCCCUUGUCUCCCUGAAUACAACUACAAGGGAGGUUGUCUCGGCAGUCAAGGCCUGGCUGUCAAACAGACGUGACUGGCUGAUGGUCUUUGACGGUGUCCAGUUCGAUAUGGACGGGCUGGGGGAUUUCAUACCUGACGGGAGGAACACCUCGUUGAUUUAUACUAGCACUGAAAGAGCGGUGGCGUCAGAGCCGAGGUGGGAUAAUCCGCAGGUUAUUCACCUGGGGUUGUUGACGCCUAAUCAGGCGAGGGAGCUGCUGCUUUUGGAAAUGGAACGCAAACCGCCUUUUAGCCAGGAGGAGUUGGCUUUGGGGUUGGAGUUGGUGAAUGCCAUGGGAAGGCUGCCGCUGAUGAUUCACGUAGCGGCGCAGCAUAUCAAGGCUACGAGAGAGCCGUUGGGGCGGUACCUGGCUAGUUUCAAGAGCGGGAGGAAUGGGCUGGGGGGGUUGCAGGCUUACCAGGCGGUGGUGAGGCAGUUGGAGACGAGAGGGGAGAACGCGAGCUUGAAUUUGAUUAGUUUGUUGUGUUUUUGGGAUCAGCAUGUUCCGGUGGAGAUGGUGGGGUUGGGGAUUGGGAUGGGGGCGUUGGGGGAUAAGGUUACGCCGGUGAAGACGAGGGAUAGGGUGAGGGGGGGUGCGCCGAGUUUGGGGAAUACGAUGAGGGUGCUGAUUGCGUUUGGGUUGGUGGAGAGGAAUGAGGUUGCGGGGGAGUUCUAUGUGGAGAGUUCGGGGGGAAGUACGGGGGGAAGAAGCUCCUCGCGGCAGAGUGGUAGUGGUGAGCCAAGUUUGGACAUUCUCAGGAUUCACAGCGUGGUUCAGGCUUUCUUUAUGGAGAGCUUGCAUCAGAGGAGGGAGGCGCAUUUUUGGCUGGAGAGGUCUACAGCGAUCUGGUGUAAGAGUUAUGAUGAGGCUGACUGGAGGAUUAACUGCGGGUACGAGGGGCACGGUGGGUUUGAUGGGGGAAGGAGGAGAAAGAUUGGGAGGCUGCCGGAUGACUAUCGGAGGUAUUGCGUCCAUGGCGAGAAGCUGUUGAAGAAUGUCAAGAGGUUUGAGAAGAGCCGGAGAUAUCCAAAACCGAAUGGGAUGGACAAGGCAAGGGGACAGUUGGAAGAGAGGCUGGCAAGGAUUCGUUGGCAGAUUGAGCAGGUGAAUGUUCGGAGUGGUGAGCAUGCCUCGGAGGACGACGAUGACGAGGAGCCUGUCAGCGUCUUCGACCGCGUCCGGUAUGGCAGUGGGACAGAGUCGCAGAGCGACGGGACUAUCCAGAGUGGUGAGAGCCAGAACAGCUGGGAAGCUGAGUUGCGAAGCCCUGGAUUCGAGGAGAUGAACCCCAUGGAAUUUCCCGUUACCCAACUGCUGGAGGAAGACGACGAAGAUCAAGGGGCGCCAUACCCCAGCAUGGCUUCCAUGCCCGACAUGCCAGAAAUAAACCUUCCGGACCCAACGAGCAGCGACGAAGAGGACAGAGCAACAGUGGUCCCGCCGUUUCCCACCAUCAUGCCUUCAACCACAACAACCGUCGAUGCCGCCGGCUUCUUUGCGAAAACCAAGAAUCCCUCUUUUGAGGACCAUGCUAGGCCAAGUUCCUGGCGCGACAAAACCGUCCUCGCCAAUGCACGCGUAGCGCUCACCAACGAAGUCGCCCGGGCUUCCCUCCUAACCAGACGUGGUCCAUCCCAGUCACGAUGUCCCAUCCCCAGAAGCGACUAUCUCACAGCCAGAAGCGACGCUGAGCAGUCCCUCAACAAGAUCAAGCUCUCCACACCACCUCCACCGUCUGUCGUCCCGCCUCCUGACCCAGCCCCAUCUCGACCCAAAACAUUAACUCUCCUGGGCCGCAACAGUUAUUCCCUCCCACAAGCCCAAAAGACACCAGCCCCCGACUCCGAGGCCUUAGGGUCGGAUUUCUCCACAGGUCUCAGCAAAAUGCUGUCCGACUCCAAGACCUGGACAGCGGCAACGGUGAAGAAACUGCUUUCGCCGUCAAGUUCACCACGCUCCUCCCUAUCAAAGUCAGCCCCCGCUCAAGAACGAGCAAUUGCCCGACCGCCAGCACCCAUAUUCAGGGGAAGUGGAGACAGGGGUACCCGAUCAGCAAACUCAAGCCCGGCGCACACCACCUCGCCUUUUCGACCACCGCCACCAAUCAAUGUGAGAAGGUGGGAGACUGAGGUGGACCACGUUAAUGACAGGAUGUCACUCUCCUAUCCCUCCAUCAACCUCCCUUCUCGACCACAAGGCUCGCCUCGGCGGUCAAAUUUGAGUGUUGCCUCUUCGCCCACUCCUUCUACGUCGCCAAAGUUGACGACAGCUACGCCUACCAUCCCAAGGAAUUCCCCUGCUCUGGUCAUGCCAGUGCCUAACUCAUCUUUCCCCCCGCCGCCUACACUUCCAAGCAGCUCACGAGGAAGUGUUUCACGAUAUCGGGCUGUGAGUGGGACAGGCAGGGGAACGCCGUCACCACUGUCGACUUCGCCACCAAGAGCAGCAGCAGGAAUUAGGGUUGGCAACGGGCAAAUCGUUUCUUUUGGGAAUACUAACAGGAGCCGGUCUUCAAGCCCUGCUACGACAGUGAGAGGUGAGAGGGGUAGGAGGAGCUGGGACUCGAGGAUGAGUUUGGAGAGUGUGGAUGAUGUCGAGGGGGGUGGGGAGUCAGGGUUGGGGGAUAGUGAAUAA
Molecule: messenger RNA, 3069 nt
Organism: Podospora anserina S mat+
Lineage: Eukaryota; Fungi; Ascomycota; Sordariomycetes; Sordariales; Podosporaceae
Exons: 1
Coding region: 1-3069 (1022 amino acids)
Molecular function (GO): ADP binding
Source: RefSeq, a predicted model, not a curated record